Molecule: messenger RNA, 620 nt
Organism: Biomphalaria glabrata
Lineage: Eukaryota; Metazoa; Mollusca; Gastropoda; Planorbidae
Exons: 4
Coding region: 17-610 (197 amino acids)
Source: RefSeq, a predicted model, not a curated record
CUACAGAACGUCGAUCAUGAUGUGUUUUAAAUGGCAGAUCUCUGGUUUCCUUGUGGCUUCUCUGUUAACUGCUAGUCUGUUAGCUCAAGAGGCUGCACAAGACACAACAUCAAGUCCUGAAAUUGACAAAGAAAAACUGGACCAGAAAUUUGACAGCAAAGUCAACAACGUGGUCGACACAAUUUGCAAGAACUUGGACGAGCCCCAAGAACGAGAACUACAUGAAAGAGGCUUAUGGAAGAGCAUCAAGAAAGGAGCUAAAGCAGCAGCAGUAGCCAAGAUACUGUUUGGUAGGAGAGACAACACUGAUGGUGAAGCAGGAGAGGAAGAGGUAGAUACGAGUAUCGUCAAGAGAAGUUGGCUGAGGAAGACUUGGGCAAGGGUCAGACCUUGGGUUACAGCUGCCAGGGUCGCCUAUGCUCUUGGAAAGCGAAUGUCAGAAGAUGAGGAUGUUCUUGACCAAUCUCUUCUAAUGGUGACACGACAGGCAGAAGAUAAUACAACUGAGAAAGUCUGCUCCUCUGAAGAGUCAGAAAGACUAAAUGCAGUCAAGAAAGCAACCGAGGACUUGAAUAAAUUAGUUGCACUUUCAGAAGCUGCUGGAUGUUGAUUGUAAGAUG